Molecule: messenger RNA, 4512 nt
Organism: Penicillium cosmopolitanum
Lineage: Eukaryota; Fungi; Ascomycota; Eurotiomycetes; Eurotiales; Aspergillaceae
Exons: 5
Coding region: 1-4512 (1503 amino acids)
Biological process (GO): regulation of ARF protein signal transduction
Molecular function (GO): guanyl-nucleotide exchange factor activity
Source: RefSeq, a predicted model, not a curated record
AUGGGGCCUGCGGGGAAGAAGGGCAAGAGCAUGCAAGACAACCCGUUGAUAUCGGCCUUCACUCGUCUCCGGAGUGACCUUAAGGGUUGCAAGGACAUUCGCACAUUCGAUAUGCCCGCCCUCCUCCAUCCAUUCCUUCAAGUCGUUCGUUCCUCCUCGACCUCAGCCGCGAUCACCUCCCUCGCAUUACUCGCUAUUACCAAAUUCUUUUCCUACAACAUCAUCAAUCGCGACUCGCCGCGACUUUCCAUGGCAAUGCAGCUUCUCUCAGCUGCAAUUACACACUGUCGAUUUGAAGCCAGUGACUCCUCGGCCGAUGAGAUUGUGUUGCUGAGGAUCUUGAAGUUAAUGGAGGGCAUGCUUUCUCGCCCCGAGGGAGAAUUGUUGGGCGAUGAAAGUGUUUGCGAGAUGAUGGAGACGGGCUUGAGUAUGUGCUGCCAAGGUCGCCUAUCUGAGGUGCUGCGGCGGUCUGCAGAGAUGGCCAUGGUAAACAUGUGCCAAGUCAUAUUCAUGCGACUGACACAUCUGGACGAACUACCGCAAGGGCCGGUCCCUUUCGCGGCAUCAGCCCUCGAUAAAGAUACCUCAACCAUCAAGAUGGAUCCCUCUGUUAAUGGAAAUACUGUGACUUCACAACACCGAUCUGCUAUCAGCGCAGAUACCGCAACAAGCGAACGGAAUAGCUCAAGCCGAGAGGGCACACCUGAACAAUCAAGUAACGGAGGCGCGGCAGCAGCAGCACCACCAACCCCUCAGGAUGAUUUCGAGGGCGAGGUGCAACCAUACUCCUUGCCGUCCAUCAGAGAACUUUUCCGAGUAUUAAUUGAUCUGCUUGAUCCGCACAACGGCCAACACACCGAUACGAUGAGAGUCAUGGCACUUCGUAUUAUCGAUGUCGCUUUGGAGGUGGCCGGUCCGUCUAUCGCUCGGCAUCCCAGCCUCGCGGCUUUGGCGAGGGACGAUCUUUGUCGUUAUCUCUUCCAACUGGUCCGCUCAGAACAAUUGGCCAUUCUCACAGGCUCCCUCAGAGUCACUGGUACCUUGCUAUCGACGUGUCGACCUGUACUGAAACUGCAGCAAGAACUUUACCUCUCGUACUUAGUGGCAUGUCUUCACCCUCGCGUGGAAAUUCCCCGAGAGGCCGGCAUCGAUCCGUCUCUUUACGAAGGAGUUCCACAAGCACCGAGCCUGGUGAAGCAGCCAGCUUCACAAGCAAACAGUGGCAGGUCAACACCGGUCCCUGUCAAAGAUCGACAAAAGCUGGGGCUCGAAGGUGGUGCGCGAAAGCCCGAGGCUAGAGAGGCAAUGGUCGAAAGUAUUGGAGUUUUAUCGCGGAUUCCUAGCUUCAUGGUUGAACUUUUCGUUAAUUAUGAUUGUGAGAUUGACCGCGCGGAUCUUUGCGAAGACAUGAUAGGACUGCUUUCUCGAAAUGCCUUCCCCGACUCAGCAACCUGGAGCACUACUAAUGUCCCGCCUCUCUGUCUCGACUCUCUUCUCGGAUACGUUCAAUUCAUUUAUGAUCGUUUGGAUGACGAAGCUGUGCAAGGAGAUUACCCUCCACAGGAACUUCUCCACAAGCAGCGGACAACCAAGAAACUGAUCAUCAAAGGUGCUUCGAUGUUCAAUGAAAACCCGAAGGCUGGUAUUGCCUAUCUUGCUGAGCAUGGAAUCAUCGAAGAUCCGAAUAACCCUGUCUUGGUUGCAAGUUUCUUGAAAGGGACAACUCGCCUGUCGAAGAAGAUUCUUGGUGAAUUCAUCUCCAAACGUGGUAACGAAGAACUACUGGGCGCCUUUGUGGACCUCUUGGACUUCUACGGCAGCAAUGUGGUUGAAGCCCUCCGUCAACUACUGAGUUCUUUCCGUCUGCCUGGAGAGUCACCUUUGAUUGAAAGAAUUGUGACGAUUUUCUCGGAGCACUACAUGGAAAAAGCGAAACCAGAAGAAAUUGCGGAUAAGGAUGCUGUUUAUAUCCUGACAUAUGCUAUCAUCAUGCUAAAUACGGAUUCUUACAACCCCAACGUCAAGCCCCAGAACCGCAUGUCAUUCCCUGCGUUUGCUAGGAACUUGCGAGGAGUGAACGGAGGUGGUGACUUCACGGAGGAGUUUCUUCAGGAGAUCUAUGACUCUAUUAAAGCCAACGAGAUCAUUCUGCCCGAUGAACAUGAGAAUAAACAUGCUUUUGACUAUGCAUGGAAAGAGAUGCUUUUGAAGUCGUCUAGUUCAGGCGAAAUGGUAGUUGGAGAGACCAACGUUUAUGAUGCCGAAAUGUUUGAGGCAACAUGGCGCCCCGUUGUCGCUACGCUGUCCUACGUCUUUAUGUCCGCUUCCGAUGAUGCAGUCUACAGCCGAGUCGUCAACGGCUUUGAUCAAUGUGCUCAAAUUGCUGCUCGAUACGGCCUGACUGACGCUUUUGACCGCAUUGUCGCUUCACUGUCAUCAAUCAGUACAUUGGCGACUCACAAACCACCAAGUACUGCAUUAAAUACCGAGGUGCAAGCGGGCCAAAAGAGCGUUAUGGUGAGCGAGUUGGCUGUGAAGUUUGGAAGAGAUUUCCGCGCACAGUUGGCCACUGUAGUCCUGUUCCGAAUCCUGACAGGCAACGAGUCAACUCCCAAACAAGGGUGGGAACAUAUCACUCGCAUCCUGAGCAAUCUUUUCAUCAAUUCCCUCAUCCCACCUCUUGACUCUCAGCUUACAGCAGAGCUCGAUGUCUCUCCUAUUCCACUUCAAUCCCCGUCACAGGUUGUCGACCGGGAUGGACGUGGUAAUGACAGCGGCUUGCUAUCCGCAUUUACAUCUUAUCUCUCAAGCUACGCUGCCGAUGACCCUCCUGAGCCUUCUGACGAAGAAUUGGACAACACCCUUUGCACAGUGGAUUGUGUUACUGCGUGCUCGAUCCCCGAAAUUUUGACCAACAUCAAAUCGCUCCCUAUUUCUUCCUUGAAGGUCCUUGUGGAAGCAUUAAUGUCCCAGCUACCCGAAGAUAACACACCUGCCGUAAUCGUGGUUAAGCCAGAGCGGCCCCGUCCCGUGUCAAGAAACUCGAAUACGCGCGCCGAUCCAAACCAGCCGAAGUACGAUCCGGCGAUGAUCUUCAUUUUGGAAUUGGUGACAGUUCUUACUCUUCGUGAUGAGAAUACGCUAGAAGCCCUCGGCGAAACGUUGGCGACCACUCUGCAGACCCUGGUUCGCGAUGCAAAGAAUCUGCACCCACUGACCGUUUCCCGAAUCGUCUCGUAUUUGCUCAACCUUCUACGACUGAGUCAUGAUCAACACUUCAUGCGGGUUCCUGUUGUCCUGCAUGCUAUAUCCGGGUAUGACCAAGAUGUCCUCGAGAUCGUGGCUGUACCGACUGUCAAGGGACUCUCACGAUGCAUUGCGCAUCCAGGACGGCUGAGAAACGAGAUCACCAUCUCUCCAGAUUUCUGGUCUAUUUUGCAAAGAUUGCACCAACACGAAGAUGCUGGUCCCAUGGUUUUUGAACUGCUUCAGAGCAUCAUGAACUCCAUGCCAGAUAUUGUGACAGCCGAUAACUAUGAGUUUACUGUCAGCCUCGCCAAUGAAUUUGUCAGUGCCGGUCAUGUAGGAUCUCGUGAUGAGCGUCAGAAAGAUGCCCAGGGUCGCCGAAUCAAAGGUGUCAAGAAGCCCAAGUCUAGUGAGAAUCAAAUCGUUGCCCGUGGUGUCAAAGCUAUUGGCUUAAUCUAUCACUUGACUGGCCGAGUCCCCACGCUUAUCAAACAGUCUCAUCUUGAAGAACGCGAAGCCUGGGCUGCCUACUGGUCCCCCAUCUUUCAGUCUUUGAGAAGUCAGUGCACCAACCCUUGCCGCGACAUCCGCCACCAUGCCAUUUCUACACUGCAGCGAUCUCUUUUGUCGGCUGAGUUAAUAUCCAGCGACGGCAAGGAGUGGAGCAGCAUUUUCGACGAGGUCCUUUUCCCGCUUGUUCUGCAUCUUCUCAAGCCAGAGGUCUACCACUCUGACCCUAUUGGAAUGACCGAGACUCGCGUUCAAGCGGCCACAUUGGUCUGCAAGAUCUUCUUGCGCUUCCUUGACCAACUGCCUAACAGAGAGGGCAUGCUUCCUCUCUGGCUGAGGAUUCUCGAUAUUCUCGACCGCAUGAUGAACAGCGGUCAAACGGACAGCUUAGAAGAGGCUAUCCCGGAAAGCUUGAAAAACAUUUUGCUGGUCAUGGCCGAUGGCGGGUAUUUGGUUUCCCCCGACCAGGAUCCCAGCAAAGAGGAAAUGUGGAAUGAGACCCGCAAGCGCCUCGGUCGUUUCCUGCCUGACCUUUUCGGUGAAAUCUUCCCUGACGCAGGCAAGGAAGCGGAGAAGUCACAGCCGCCCUCUGCCGUACCCUCUGCUGUACCAUCUGCUGUAUCAUCUCCGCAGCCAAACGCCGAUGCUGAAUCGAAGCCCGAGGAGGCAGCUAUCCCAUCUAAUGACGCCGAAGAAUCUAAGGAGGCUGAUGGUGCCGAGACAAAAUCACCCUCCCAGGAAGAUACCUCAUCUUAA